AAAGAGAAAUGUUUAGAGACAGAUUAGUUAGUAGCUAGCUAGUCCCCUAAUGAGACUGGACAUUCCAGUUAUCUUCCUUACAUCUCUAAACGGGGAAAGGCAGUUCUGCUGACCAAACACGUGGUCACUCUCAUUUGAAAAGAUCUCCCACUGGAUGAAAAGUAACGCAGAUCUACCACAGGGGAAGGACAUCUCAUUUCUAAAGCCCAGUACUAGAGUUUAACAUUGUUUUAAAAUGAAGAAGCAGUCGUUUUUUCUCCCCACGUCUUUUCGGAUUUUCUGUAUGCGGCUAUUUGGAUUUGGUUUUCUGUACUUCACACUAGUUACAGGGACACAUGCUGCUGAAUGUCCUAUUCAGCUCAACCCACAGAGAGUUGUUGUGGAGUACGGCGGUUCUGUGUCAGUUAACUGUAGCACUUCUGUCACGCAUCAAGGGAUGGGAUGGGAAGCCAGUGAGGGAGCAGUGUCCCAGAACUCAUCAGUCAAUCUGAUCACAUGGAGAGUGUCAAACCUGAGAGAAUGGGACAUAGAGCCAUACUGCUACAUAAACCAUAAGAAACAGUGUCAGUUAAAGCUCCCAGUGACUAUUUACCAGACUCCAGACAGUGUGUCCAUCAGCACUGUGAAUCACACCGGACCAAUGAUGGAGGGAAACCAGUAUGAGCUUCAGUGUGACGUUCUCAAUGUGGCUCCUGUUCAGAAUCUCACUGUCAAAUGGUACAAAGGACAGACUCUGGUGGAUCAAACUAUCUUCACUGACACCAUCAAGACUCCAGUGAAUGAAACAGUCACACUCAUGAUCCGUCCAAACAGAGCUGAUGAUGGAGUUCAGUACAGGUGUGAAGCAGAGCUGGAACUGGGAGAAGAAGGACCUCAACCUCCUCCUAAACUCACAUCAGAUCCUCUCAGCAUUACUGUAUAUUAUAAACCGACCAUCGAUGAGACCAAACUGCCCUCCAAUGUGUCUGUGUUUCGAGGAUAUUCAGUGGUGCUGGUCUGUGAAGCCGAAGGAAACCCAAAACCAACAAUCAGCUGGAAUAUCAGCACAAAUAAUCCAGUUUAUAGUAAAUCUUUUACUGUAACAGAUUCAACACCUGAGGAUCUGUACUGCAUUGCAGACAAUUCUGUUGGCAGCACCACCAGACGUGUAAAAGUGUCCAAACAAGUUAUUUCCAUCAGUGCUGGGUAUCAUAACGGACCAAUGAUAGAGGGCCAGCAGUAUAAACUCCAGUGUGACGUUCUCAAUGUGGCUCCUGUUCAGAAUCUCACUGUCAAAUGGUACAAAGGACAGACUCUGGUGAAUCAAACUAUCUUCACUGACACCAUCAAGACUCCAGUGGAUAAAACAGUCACACUCAUGAUCCGUCCAGACAGAGCUGAUGAUGGAGUUCAGUACAGGUGUGAAGCAGAGCUGGAACUGGGAGAAGAAGGACCUCGACCUCCUCCUAAACUCACAUCAGAUCCUCUCAACAUUACUGUACAUUAUGAACCGACCAUCAAUGAGACCAAACUGCCCUCCACAGUGUCUGUGUCUCGUGGCUAUGAAAUGGUGCUGGUCUGUGAAGCCGAAGGAAACCCAAAACCAACAAUCAGCUGGAAUAUCAGCACAAAUAAUCCAGUUUAUAGUGAAACUUUUACUGUAAAAGAUUCAACACCUGAGGAUCUGUACUGCAUUGCAAACAAUUCUGUUGCCAUCACCAUCAGACAUGUAAAAGUGUCCGUACAAGGUCUUCCAGAUAUUUCCAUCAGUGCUGGGGAUCAUAAAGGACCAAUGACAACGGGCCAGCAGUAUAAACUCCAGUGUGACGUUCUUUAUGUGGCUUCUGUUCGGUAUCUCACUGUCAAAUGGUACAAAGGACAGACUCUGGUGGAUCAAACCAACUUCACUGACACCAUCAAGACUCCAGUGAAUAAAACAGUCACACUCAUGAUCCGUCCAGACAGAUCUGAUGAUGGAGCUCAGUACAGGUGUGAAGCAGAGCUGGAACUGGGAGCAGAAGGACCUCAACCUCCUCCUAAAGUCACAUCAGAUCCUCUCAACAUUACUGUAUAUUUUAAACCGAUCAUCAAUGAGACCAAACUGCUUUCCAAAGUGCCUGUGUUUCGUGGCUAUGAAAUGGUGCUGGUCUGUGAAGCCGAAGGAAACCCAAAACCAACAAUCAGCUGGAAUAUCAGCACAAAUAAUCCAGUUUAUAGUGAAACUUUUACUAUAACAGAUUCAACACCAGAAGAAGUGUCCUGCAUUGCAAACAAUUCUGUUGGCAGCACCAUCAGACAUGUAAAAGUGAUUUUAAAAGAGGAUUACCUGCCCCUAAUAGCAGGGCUUGUUGCCAUCACAGUGGCGUUCAUCUCAGUCAUCUUCAUCUUCAUCUACUCUAUCUACUACAAAACAGCCAAGACGGGCCGUUAUAGCCUGAAGGAUGCCAAGCCUAGUGCACAAAAUGGAAACAUAGCACAGAAUGGCAAAGACAACACUAUCCCUAUGAAGAAACUCUCUCAGAGCAAUAUCUUUGCUUAGGUAUGAACCCCUGGGUUUGCUGCAUCUGCCAAGAUACACUAUCCACAUUGGGCAAGGAUUGUUUUUACACUGGAAGUCUCUAGGCCUCUGUUCUGAGGCUAGUUUCUUCAUGGCUUCAUUGUUUUUUAUUUUACGGAGCAUUGGUCCAUUCACUUCUCUCUUAGAUCCAGUUGUCAUCAACUGUUAAUUGCAUCGCAAAAUAAACUUUUUAGUUUCCCACAAUCUGCUGUAUAAAUCACUAGAGAAAAAUACCUGAUGUUGAGGUAAUGACAGUGAAUGAAUUUCAAGUUAAAGGGCCUGAUGCCUGCAUUGGACAUUUUCAAGGAUCUUGACCUUGAUUAAUAUUUUCUUUGUUAACCAGUAUAAGGGAAAAACACGCUAUUAAGCUCUUGUUAGGUUAUCCUUUUGUAUAUGUCUCAGGCACAUUGAUCAGUUUAUGUUUUAUCAAAUGCUAUACAUUAUUCAGUAUAUUGAGAAAGACACUAUAGUUGAGUCUGUUACUCCGUUAACAAAGUAUUUUUUUUUUAAGUUUCACUUCCUCUGGAGAAAUCCACACUUUAGAGGUUGGGAAUGGAGCACACGGUGACUGUGAAGAAGUGAAAGCUUGGGUGUCAGGUCUCUCAUGCUGAACCUGUGGGAAAAUAUUUUGAUGUGUUUCUGAAAAUUCUCUCAGGCCUCAAAAAAAAAAAAAAAAGAGAGAGAGAUGCUGGACAUAAAUAAGUGUGCCAGUUUUAUGGCUCAAGCAGUAUAAAGAUGUUAAAAGCAUAGCUAACGCAGAAAUGACAAGUCUGUCAUCAUUUCCUCACCCUCAUGUCUAAAGCAGUAUGGUGUUUUUUUCCGAGCACAUAAAUUAUGAACAGUUUCUUUUUGCAGCCUGAUAGGUGAACUGCGGUUGUAUGGAAAAGAACUGUGCAAAGAUUUUUAAUAGUUUCACCUUUUGUGUUCCACAAAACAUUGGUAGUCACGCAGGUUUAGAAUGACAUGAGGGCGAGUAAAUGAUGACAGAAUUUUCAUUUUUGUUUGAACUGUGUUUCAUGUAGAAUGUAAUCUCACCUGUAUUCUUGUGGGGUUUAAAUUUGAUUCAUUGAAUUUACACCGUCUGUCCUUAUAAACACGUUGUGUGAUUUGAAUUUGUUAAGAACAUUUUAGAAAAACAUUUGUUUAAAAAAAAACCUAAUAAAAAUAUUUGUGCUUUUUA
Ctenopharyngodon idella (grass carp) is the source of this 3716-nucleotide messenger RNA. It is a transcript of the gene icam3, whose product is annotated as intercellular adhesion molecule 3. The record is from RefSeq and is a predicted model, not a curated record. Gene Ontology annotation, biological process: cell-cell adhesion. Gene Ontology annotation, cellular component: membrane. Gene Ontology annotation, molecular function: integrin binding. The coding region runs from base 236 to 2518 and encodes 760 amino acids. NCBI's taxonomy places the organism in Eukaryota, Metazoa, Chordata, Actinopteri, Cypriniformes, Xenocyprididae. The transcript is spliced from 9 exons.